AUGGAUAUACACGUGCAGCCUCCUCUCAGCCGAACCCAUACACAGUCCCACUCAUUCUGCCCCCCCCUCCGCCUUCUCCUAUCACUCAUUCUGAACCGCUCUCAAUUUCGGAUGCUGCGUGUCGCUCGUCGUUUGUUUCAUCCCACCAUCACGCGCAGUAGCUUUACAAGCCAAUACAUCAUGAUGAGACUCGAAAUCAUCAGCAUAAAUAAUCUUCAAGUCCCUUUGAAGUCCAUACCCGCAGGCAUCUACAUAACCAUCAAUAUUGGCUCGAGGAGACGCUGGAAAUCAGCCAUCAAAGUUCUGUCAUCCAAUAAAUCCGUAGCGUGGGGCGAUACUGUGACCCUAUCAUCACAUACCUCACCUGCAUUCUCAGUGGAGAUCGGGGCGUCCUAUGAGGUUGAUCAAAUGCUAGGCAGUGGAGAAGUCAUCAGGAAACUUCAAACGUCCUGGGAUGAGCUACUCGACCAGGGAAAUCAAAUUUUCGAUUUAUCCUUCCCACCCGUGCGCGGUGUUCACCCUUCCCUCACGCUGAAGACUGCGGUUCUACAUGCUUGCGACGACGAGGGCGGCCCACUGUCUGGUUCCCUUGUAGACUGCGAGAUUUCUCGAAACACAGAUGCGGGCCGCGCACGACUUGCGAAAUAUGUGAUACGCAAGAGGGUCUCCCAUCUGAACCAUGCUGUGCAGCAUUUUCGGUUGGUUCUGGACCAGCUUCCGGUCAACCAUCCUGACCACGCAGAUGUUCUCACCAACCUCGCGUAUACCCGCCUUCAAGCCUACAUCUAUAUUCAAGACAUUGAUACCAUCACUUCCCUCUUCCGCGAAGCCCUUGCAUUGCGUCCGCAGGGCCACCCCGAUCACGCACCAUCCCUCUAUCAUCUCAUUACAGCAUUGAACUGGCACGACCGCAAGGACUCUACUACCGCCGUCUCUUUGCACGAAGAAGCGCUUCGUCUGCGCUCUGUUGGGCACAAAUCUCGUAGUUUCUCGUCAGGCAACCUAGGGACCGCCCUCGUUACCUGUUUCAAUGAACACGGCGACAUUGAUGUCAUCGCCCGAGCUAUCGACCUCUUUCGUGAGGCACUGGUGUUGCGUCUAUUUGGGCAUCCACGUCGCGACACCACGCGUAACAACCUCGCCUCUGCGCUGACAACCGCAUAUGGCAACUCGCAUGUCAGUGAGGAUCUUAACGGGGUCGUCGAUCGGUAUUGCGAAUCCCUUCAGAGUUCCGCAACUAUCACCAACAGGGCUGCUGCUGAUCGAGCAGCAACCGAGCACAGGAGACUUAUGAAGCAGUGGGAAGCUGCGGCUGAAAUCCGUCAUCUUCAAGCUUUCUCGCGGUUCCUGCUCCCAGCCGUUGUAUGCAAACCUGCAAGUGGCAGCGCUUCACGGCCCAGUUAUCAUCUUCAUCGCGAGUCAAUAGUCGUGCAGUGCCAUUAUUUUACGAUAUCAGGAAAACCUCAUCAUGUUCCCUUAUCGUCUAUCACUCCCGCAGAUCUGAAGAUUCUCAAGGAUCGCUUUACCAGGGCGAUACAACACGCAUCUCGGAUGAACCCAGGGGAGUCGAGGAUGGAUCUAAUAGUACUCUCGCGGAUAAUAUGGAACGAGAUCAUGCUACCCAUCGUCAACGUACUCAAGCAUGUCCUCAAACUAAAGCGCCGCUCUCGAAUCUGGCUGUGUCCAACUGCAGCUUUCACGUCCAUUCCUCUCCAUGCAGCUAAGCCCUUCAAACAAAGGCAGAUCGCUCUGGGAAGAGCAUGA
Molecule: messenger RNA, 1764 nt
Organism: Suillus subaureus
Lineage: Eukaryota; Fungi; Basidiomycota; Agaricomycetes; Boletales; Suillaceae
Exons: 7
Coding region: 1-1764 (587 amino acids)
Molecular function (GO): protein binding
Source: RefSeq, a predicted model, not a curated record